AUGGCCAACCCAGACUCCGACUUCAAGACCACUGGCGAGGAGGAGACUCUCGCCCCCGCGCAGAACGACUAUGAGUCGCGCACCGGCCAGAAGGACCACAUCCCCGUUGUUAAGGAUGACGCCGACAUCGAGGACCCCAUCGACGGCGAGACCGCCGACUCCGAUGCUCAGCUUGAACGUGACGAUGCUGAUGCCAUCGACAAGAGCAACAUCAUCGAUGAGCGCACCCGCGGUGCCGUGAAGAACUACCAAGAGCCCGGCGACGAGGAGGGUCUUGGUGGCCCAGAUGAUGGUCGCAGCCGUGUUGCUGGUGGACCAAACUGA
Molecule: messenger RNA, 324 nt
Organism: Cyphellophora attinorum
Lineage: Eukaryota; Fungi; Ascomycota; Eurotiomycetes; Chaetothyriales; Cyphellophoraceae
Exons: 2
Coding region: 1-324 (107 amino acids)
Source: RefSeq, a predicted model, not a curated record